Uloborus diversus is the source of this 579-nucleotide messenger RNA. RefSeq names its product gastrula zinc finger protein XlCGF49.1-like. Lineage: Eukaryota; Metazoa; Arthropoda; Arachnida; Araneae; Uloboridae. The coding region runs from base 1 to 579 and encodes 192 amino acids. Gene Ontology annotation, biological process: regulation of transcription by RNA polymerase II. The record is from RefSeq and is a predicted model, not a curated record. Gene Ontology annotation, cellular component: nucleus. The transcript is spliced from 2 exons. Gene Ontology annotation, molecular function: RNA polymerase II cis-regulatory region sequence-specific DNA binding; DNA-binding transcription activator activity, RNA polymerase II-specific.
AUGUCAGUUCCUACAUUUUCCACAAGUUCAUGUUUGAAAAUUCAUUUGAGGAUGCACACUAAUGAGAAACCAUAUUCUUGUGAGUAUUGUAAAAAGACAUUUUCUCAAAGUACAAAUUUGAAAUCACAUUUGAGGAUUCACACUAAUGAAAAACCAUAUUCUUGUGAGUUUUGUAAAAAGGCAUUUUCUUUUAAAUCAGGUUUGAAAAACCAUUUGAGGAUACACACUAAUGAAAAACCAUAUUCUUGCGAUUAUUGUAACAAAGCUUUUUCUGAUAGUUCUAUUUUGAAACAACACCUGAGGAUACACACUAAUGAAAAACCAUAUUCUUGUGUGUAUUGUAAAAAGACAUUUUCUUUAAAUUCAGGUUUGAAAAUCCAUUUGAGGAUUCACACUAAUGAAAAACCGUAUUCUUGUGAGUAUUGUAAAAAGACAUUUUCUCAAAGUACAAAUUUGAAAAAGCAUUUGAGGACGCACACUAAUGAAAAACCGUAUUCUUCUGAGUUCUGUAACAAGACAUUUUCUCACGGUCAUACUUUGGAUAUACAUCUGAAAACGCACACCAAACUUGAACCAUAA